AUGCCGACUCAGCCGGACGACUUGCUCAUGUCCCUCCAAUCUUCCCUUCGCAACACGCUUGCAACGUUCGGCGCGGAGAGCACACAAUAUCGCAACACCAAGCUCAUGGUUGACGAGUAUAUGGCCAAGCUUGCCAUGGAGGGUCUAUCAAUUUCAUCAAAAGAACCUCAGCAGGACAACCCAAGGGUGCAGAGAGGGUAG
Messenger RNA from Alternaria burnsii, 201 nucleotides. RefSeq lists its product as uncharacterized. The transcript has 2 exons. The record is from RefSeq and is a predicted model, not a curated record. NCBI's taxonomy places the organism in Eukaryota, Fungi, Ascomycota, Dothideomycetes, Pleosporales, Pleosporaceae. The coding region runs from base 1 to 201 and encodes 66 amino acids.